Ambispora leptoticha is the source of this 291-nucleotide messenger RNA. NCBI's taxonomy places the organism in Eukaryota, Fungi, Glomeromycota, Glomeromycetes, Archaeosporales, Ambisporaceae. The record is from the annotation of a GenBank genome assembly.
AUGUCCUUCGGAAGACCCCCAAAUAUUACCUCUUUUAGUGCAACACCACCAGAACGAGGUAGUUUUCCGUUAGACCAUGAAGGUGAAUGUAAAAAACUCGUGAAAGAGUAUCUCCAAUGUCUUAAGCAAAACAAGUCAGAUAAUGGCGCUUGUAGAUAUUUAUCAAAAGCAUAUUUGGAAUGUCGAAUGGAAAAGGGACUAAUGGCAAAAGAUGAGUUCAAGAAUUUGGGGUUUCACGAUAAUGUCGAGCUCUCAGGGUCAUCAUCAUCAAAAAUGUCAACGUCAAAUUAG